Messenger RNA from Pipra filicauda (Wire-tailed manakin), 1428 nucleotides. RefSeq names its product paired box 5 (gene PAX5). The transcript has 10 exons. Gene Ontology annotation, molecular function: DNA-binding transcription factor activity, RNA polymerase II-specific; RNA polymerase II cis-regulatory region sequence-specific DNA binding. Bases 57 to 1229 code for a protein of 390 amino acids. Lineage: Eukaryota; Metazoa; Chordata; Aves; Passeriformes; Pipridae. Gene Ontology annotation, biological process: anatomical structure development; regulation of transcription by RNA polymerase II. The record is from RefSeq and is a predicted model, not a curated record.
CACUGCUGGCGAAUCUAGAUCAGCUCGCCGAGGCCGCCCGGCCCCGGACCGCUCCGAUGGAAAUACACUGUAAGCACGACCCGUUCGCAGCAAUGCACAGACAUGGAGGGGUGAAUCAGCUGGGGGGUGUUUUUGUGAAUGGCCGCCCCCUCCCAGAUGUCGUUCGCCAAAGGAUCGUGGAGCUCGCCCACCAAGGGGUCCGACCGUGUGACAUCUCCCGGCAGCUCCGCGUCAGCCAUGGCUGUGUCAGCAAAAUACUUGGCAGGUAUUAUGAAACCGGGAGUAUUAAGCCUGGAGUGAUUGGAGGAUCAAAACCAAAGGUCGCCACACCCAAAGUUGUCGAAAAAAUUGCAGAGUACAAACGCCAAAAUCCCACCAUGUUUGCCUGGGAGAUCAGGGACAGGCUCCUUGCUGAGCGAGUGUGUGACAAUGACACCGUGCCUAGUGUCAGUUCCAUUAACAGGAUCAUACGGACGAAGGUGCAGCAGCCACCCAAUCAGCAGGUACCAGCCUCCAGUCACAGCAUAGCCUCCACGGGAUCUGUCACCCAGGUGUCCUCUGUCACCACUGACUCUGCUGGCUCAUCCUACUCCAUCAGUGGGAUCCUGGGAAUCGCCUCCCCCAGCACCGAGAACAACAAGCGCAAGCGGGACGAAGGUAUUCAGGAAUCUCCAGUGCCAAAUGGCCAUUCUCUCCCAAGCAGAGAUUUUCUUCGGAAACAGAUGCGAGGAGACCUUUUCACCCAGCAGCAGCUGGAAGUGUUGGAUCGUGUCUUCGAGAGGCAACAUUAUUCCGACAUUUUCACAACAACUGAGCCCAUCAAACCAGAGCAGGCAACUGAAUACUCAGCCAUGGCCUCACUAGCUAGUGGAUUGGAUGACAUGAAGGCAAAUAUAACCAGCCCUACUUCUGCAGAUUUGGGAGCGAGUGUUCCUGGGCCUCAGUCCUAUCCUAUAGUUACAGGUCGUGAGCUGGCAAGCACAACCCUCCCAGGAUACCCUCCUCAUGUCCCUCCUGCUGGACAGGGCAGCUACUCCACUCCAGCGCUGACAGGAAUGGUGCCUGGGAGUGAGUUUUCUGGGACCCCCUACAGCCACCCGCAGUAUUCAACAUACAACGACUCCUGGAGGUUUCCCAACCCUGGACUCCUGGGCUCCCCCUACUACUACAGCACUGCGGCCCGUGGGGCAGCCCCACCAGCCACUGCCACCGCUUAUGACCGCCACUGAUGCCGGAGCCCCGGCACUGGCGCUGACGGCACCACCUGGGACAACCGCGGCCAGUCACCCUGCUACAACCACGCCAGCUGCACCACAAGGGAAGGAGAAAGUACCUACUAGGAACAUUAUCAUUGAAAUUUUGCUCUUUAAACUUGGUGAACUCAUUGUUGUAUUCUUAAAUCUGGUUGAGUCUUGAAUCAAACAGAGA